AUGGCGCCGAAGCGUAAGGGAUCCACAGCACCAAGUGCGCGCCCGUCGAAGAGAGUCGCAUCAGGCGUCAACACCCCGCAGAGCAUGAGCGACGAUGACUACGACUCGGAGGGCGAUGUCAGCGACGAGAUGAUGAGCGAGGGAGACAAGAAGGCGCCGAAGAAGUACGACACGGUAGUCAAGAAAUUCCAACCACAGUCCUACGUUGCCCACUCAGGCCCCGAUGCCGCCAGUACACUCUUCAAGCCCGGUCGCGACUUCUCCACAGAGCAGCUCAAGCCUGACCACCACAUGCGUCCGCUAUGGAUCGACCCAGCCAACGGUCGAGUCGUCCUCGAGACCUUUGCGCCUCUGUUCAAGCGCGCACAGGACUUCCUCAUCAAUAUCGCAGAGCCACAGAGCCGGACGACGAAUAUGCACGAGUACACGAUUAACCCUCACAGCUUGUUCGCUGCCGUGUCCGUAGGACUGACGGAACAGGACAUUAUCCAAGAGCUUGACACCUUUUCCAAGACUACCAUUCCAGAGAACAUCAUCAAGUUUGUGAGCGAAGUGACUCAGUCUUUCGGUAAGAUACGGCUUGUCUUGAAGCACAACAAGUACUUCGUUGAAAGCAGCGAUCCUUCGGUGCUGCAAAUGCUGUUAAGAGACCCAGAGAUCGCCCGAUGUCGGGUGGAAGAUACGGAUGAAUUACAGACCGACAAAGCUGCCAAACGUGGCAAUAUGCUCAUCCAGGGCACUGCCGAGGCUGCACGCAUGAAGGAAGCGGAGGCACAAGAGCAGGCGAGAUUGGCACAAAAGCGAGAGGAAGACGAUGACGAGUCUGACGAUGAGUUCGGCGGGCGCGAGGCGGACAAAGACAUGGCCGCCUAUUUACGAGAAGAGGAAGAGGAAGAAGACGAUGUCGACGUUGUACACUCUUUCGAGGUUCGAGGUGACAUGAUCCAGAAAGUGCAAGAACAUUGCAACGUCACCCUUGGACUACCACUCACCGAGGAGUACGACUUCCACGCCGACGAACGCAACGCCAAACUUGACAUCAAGCUUCGGCCUGUCGUGCAGAUCCGAUACUACCAGGAACAGGCGCUGGCUAAGAUGUUUGGUAACGGCCGUGCUCGUAGCGGAAUCAUUGUUCUGCCAUGUGGUGCGGGCAAGACGCUCGUCGGUAUCACUGCGGCAUGCACAAUCGCCAAGAGUGCCAUCGUACUAUGUACCAGUGCCAUGAGUGCUGUGCAGUGGAAGGAAGAGUUCAAAAAGUGGUCCAACAUUGACCCAGAUGACAUCGCCAUCUUCACAUCAGGCGAGAAGCAACAGCUGCAUCACAAAGCGGGAGUCAUCAUCUGCACUUAUAGUAUGGUGACGCAGAACGCGCGGCGUGCGCACGACAGCGCCAAAGUCAUGGACUUCAUCACCUCUCGGGAGUGGGGCCUCAUGAUUCUGGACGAGGUGCAUGUCGUGCCAGCGGAUAUGUUUCGACGAGUCACCGAACGCAUCAAGACACAUUCGAAACUGGGUCUGACAGCCACUCUGCUGCGAGAAGAUGACAAGAUCAAGGAUUUGAACUUCCUCAUCGGACCCAAGCUUUACGAGGCCAACUGGUUACAACUCAGCGAGGAAGGCCAUAUUGCUCGGGUUCAAUGCGCUGAAGUGUGGUGUCCCAUGACGACGGAGUUCUACAAGGCUUACUUGGAGGCCAAGACGACCAACAAGCGUAGCUUGCUAUCAACCAUGAAUCCGCGAAAGUAUCAGGCUUGCCAGUACCUGAUCGACUAUCACGAGAGACGAGGCGACAAGAUCAUAGUAUUCUCCGACAACGUCUACGCGCUGAAAAGAUACGCCGAAGGCCUUACAAAGCCAUACAUCUUCGGCGACACCAGUCAGCGCGAGCGCGAACUCGUCCUCCAAAACUUCCAACAGAACGAUGCUGUCUCCACUAUCUUCCUCUCUAAGAUUGGCGACACGUCACUCGACCUACCAGAAGCUACCUGCCUCAUCCAAGUCUCGUCCCACUAUGGUUCUCGACGACAAGAAGCGCAACGGCUCGGUCGCAUCCUCCGAGCCAAGCGUCGUAACGACGAAGGCUUCAAUGCAUUCUUCUACAGUCUCGUCAGCAAAGACACCAACGAGAUGUACUACUCAUCCAAGCGGCAGGCAUUCCUUGUCGACCAAGGCUAUGCAUUCAAGGUCAUCACACAUUUCAAAGGUCUGGCAGAAAUGCCGGGCCUCCAUUACAACAAUCAACACGAUCGCAUGGACUUACUCCAGGAUGUUCUACUCCAGUCUGAUACUGCCGGCGAUGCCGAAGACAUCACAGACAGUCUUUGGAACGACAAGAAUGUAUCAAAGUCCAAGAAGAAGGGGUCUGGCGUCAGACGGCAGGCAGGGACAUUGUCUAACCUUGCUGGUGGCGACAGUAUGGCGUACAUCGAAGGCAAGAAGGGCGCAGCGAACAAGGCUCUGGCCAAGCCGCGCAGCUCGUUCUUCAAGAAGGAAGACCGACUGAAGGAGAAGAAGAAGAAGCAGGCUCAAGGAUUAUUGGAUUAG
Molecule: messenger RNA, 2544 nt
Organism: Fulvia fulva
Lineage: Eukaryota; Fungi; Ascomycota; Dothideomycetes; Mycosphaerellales; Mycosphaerellaceae
Product: General transcription and DNA repair factor IIH helicase subunit XPB
Exons: 2
Coding region: 1-2544 (847 amino acids)
Biological process (GO): transcription initiation at RNA polymerase II promoter; nucleotide-excision repair
Cellular component (GO): nucleotide-excision repair factor 3 complex; transcription preinitiation complex; transcription factor TFIIH holo complex
Molecular function (GO): ATP binding; hydrolase activity; DNA binding
Source: RefSeq, a predicted model, not a curated record